AUGAAGGGACUGCUGACAUUCAGGGAUGUGGCCAUAGAAUUCUCUCAGGAAGAAUGGGGAUGCCUGAACCACAGUCAGCGGGAACUGUACAGAGAUGUGAUGUUAGAGACCUAUGGACACCUCCUCUUCUUGGGUCUCAUUGUUGGGAAGCCAGACCUGGUCAUCUUUUUGGAGCAAGAGAAAGACCUGUGGGAUGUGAAGAGAAAGGACACCUUCCCAGGUAGGUGGGAAGGAAGCAGAUGA
Messenger RNA from Hyaena hyaena (striped hyena), 243 nucleotides. Its product is annotated as putative protein ZNF720. Lineage: Eukaryota; Metazoa; Chordata; Mammalia; Carnivora; Hyaenidae. The record is from RefSeq and is a predicted model, not a curated record. The transcript is spliced from 3 exons. Gene Ontology annotation, biological process: regulation of DNA-templated transcription. Bases 1 to 243 code for a protein of 80 amino acids.